CUCCCCUGCCGCGCGCCCGCGGAUAGUCCGUGCGCGGGCCUGGCCCGGCCGGUACCCCUUAGCCUCGCAUCGCCGCGUCUCCCCGGGCCCCGGGGGAUGCCCCGGCCAGGGCCCCCUCAUGGCCGCCGACGUCUUCAUGUGCUCCCCUCGCCGGCCCCGCAGCCGGGUCCGCUCGGUUCUGCUCAAGCCGCCGGUGCCGGAGGACGACGACGACUCGGACACGGAUGAGCCGUCCCCGCCGCCCGCCUCCGGGUCGGCGUCCGCGGCCCGACCCCACGCAAGCGCCACGCCGCUGCUGCCCCGGGCCGGCUCGGGGCGCGAGGAGCCUCCGCGCAGCCAGCAGAUCAUCCACAGCGGCCACUUCAUGGUGUCGUCGCCGCACCGCGAGCACCCGCCCAAGAAGGGCUACGAUUUCGACACGGUCAACAAGCAGACGUGCCAGACCUACAGCUUCGGCAAGACCAGCUCCUGCCACCUGUCCAUCGACGCUUCGCUCACCAAGCUCUUCGAGUGCAUGACCCUGGCCUACAGUGGGAAGUUGGUGUCACCCAAGUGGAAGAACUUCAAGGGCCUGAAGCUGCAGUGGAGGGACAAGAUCCGGCUCAACAACGCCAUCUGGCGGGCGUGGUACAUGCAGUACUUGGAGAAGCGCCAGAACCCUGUGUGCCACUUUGUCACCCCGCUAGAUGGCUCUGUGGAAGUAGACGAGCACCGCCGGCCCGAGGCCAUCACCACUGAGGGGAAGUACUGGAAGAGCCGCAUUGAGAUUGUGAUCAGGGAGUACCACAAGUGGAGAACCUACUUCAAGAAAAGGCUCCAGCAGCACAAGGAUGAGGACCUCUCCAGUCUGGCUCAGGACGAUGACAUGCUUUACUGGCACAAACAUGGGGAUGGCUGGAAGACCCCAGUCCCCAUGGAGGAAGACCCACUGCUGGACACAGACAUGCUCAUGUCAGAGUUCAGUGACACCCUGUUCUCCACCCUUUCUUCACAUCAGCCAGUGGCCUGGCCCAACCCUCGAGAAAUAGCACAUCUAGGAAAUGCAGACAUGAUCCAGCCGGGGCUGAUUCCUCUGCAGCCCAACCUGGACUUCAUGGACACCUUCGAGCCUUUCCAGGACCUCUUCUCGGCCAGCCGCUCCAUCUUUGGCUCCAUGCUGCCCGCACCUGUCUCAACACCGGCGCCAGAUCCCAGCAGCUCACCUGCCCAGGAGAGCGUCCUGCCAGCCACCUCGCUGCCCGCCGUGGGCCUCCCCGACGGCCUCGUGGCCCCCUCUGCAGGCCCCUCGCUCCACCCCACAGAGGGCCAGGGCUGCGAGCGUGCCUCCCGGGCCGGGGACCCCUUCCUGCAGCCCUCGGACUUCGGCCCCUCGCAGCCGCCGCUGGGCGUCCCGCAGCCCUUCCUGCCCGUCUUCCCCACGCCCUUGCUCGCCCCCAGCCCACCCUCCUUGCCCUCAGUGCCUCCGCCUGCCCCUGCCCUGACGCCCCCAGCGCCCCCGGCCUUCCCUCACCCACAGAGGUUUCCGGGGCCCAGCAAGCCUCCGCCUGUCAUCACGCACGCGGCCUCCCCCACCCUCACCCGCGCCACCACCGCCACCACCUUCAGCCAGAGCCAGGGCCUUGCGCUCACAGCCCACCCCUCCACCUGCGCCCUCGCCCUGUCCCCUGCGCCCCAGCCACCGGCUGUCGGGCCUCCCCAGGCUCGUUUAACUUUCGUACACCCCAAGCCUGUGUCCUCGGCUGGAGGGAGGCCCAAACAGCCCCUCAAAAUAGUGCCUGCCCCCAAGCCCGAGCCCAUGUCCUUGCUGCUGAAGAGUGCACGCCUGGCCCCAGCCACCUUCCCAGGCCAGCCACCAGCAGUGAUCAUGACAUCCAGCCCUCUCAAGAGAGAAGGGAUGCUGGCCUCCACGGUGUCCCAGCCUGGCAUGGUCCUCGCACCUGCUGCCAUCCCCAGGGCUCCUGCAGUCGCCGAAUUCCACAGUGGCAUCCUGGUGACAGACCUCAGCCGCAGCACGAGUGGCCAGCCAGCCCCCGUGUCCCGGCUCUUCUCUCCAGGCACGGUGCAAGAUUCACUGGUGAAGGUGGAGCAGGCCCCACUUCGAGGGGGCAGCCCCCAGGUCCCUGCUGCAGGGCCCAGCCGCGAUGCCCCGGGCUCAGGCCAGGCCUCUCCAUGUGGAUCAGAGCAAAGCCCCAGCCCUCAGUCUCCCCAGAACAACUGCUCAGGGAAAUCUGCAAACCCCAAAAGCGUGGCUGCACUUAAGGGCCAGUCUGGCUGCAUCUGCUUGGCAUCAGGCUGGGUGGUGAGGAGAGAGGCUCAGGGCCCAAGGCCUGGCCUUCGUCUCAGUGACCGAUCAGUUCCCCAACAGAACCAGCAGCUGAAGCACAUCUCGGCCGAGCAGAAGCGGCGCUUCAACAUCAAGAUGGGCUUUAACACCCUCAACAGUCUGAUCUCCAAUAACUCCAAGCCGAGCAGCCACGCCAUCACACUGCAGAAGACCGUGGAAUACAUCACCAAGCUGCAGCAGGAGCGGAGCCAGAUGCAGGAGGAGGCCCGGCGGCUGCGAGAGGAGAUCGAGGAGCUCAAUGCCACCAUCCUCUCCUGCCAGCAGCUGCUCCCCGCCACAGGGGUCUCUGUCGCCCCACGCCAGGUCGACCACAUGAGAGACAUGUUUGAUGAAUACGUGAAAAGCCGGACCCUGCAGAAUUGGAAGUUCUGGAUUUUCAGCAUCAUCAUCAAGCCGCUGUUUCAGUCCUUCAAGCGCAUGGUAUCCACCAGCAGCCUGGAGGAGCUGCACCGCACGGCGCUGUCCUGGCUGGACCAGCACUGCUCCCUGCCCGUCCUCAGGCCGAUGGUGCUGAGCACCCUCCGGCAGCUGAGCACCACCACCUCCAUCCUGACGGACCCGUCCCAGCUGCCAGAGCAGGCGUCUGAGGCUGUCACCAGGAUUGGCCCUCGACUGGGGGAGUCCUAGCCGUGUGGCUGGCACAUGGCCUCGAGAGGCCCAAGAGUGCUCCCUGCCCUCCUGACGCCCAGCCUCAGGUCUCCUCAGCUUCCGGGCCACGAGCCGACAGGAUCCGCACUCAGGUCUGAAGCAGGCCGGGGCCUGCCUGCAGCAAUAACCCACCUCGGGGACUUUGCUGUGGCCUCAUGCAGCGACCUCAGCCACCACCCUCCCAUCCUGGAGGGAAGUGCGGCCCUGCUCUCCUGUCCUGCUGCUGGCUUGUCCGGCCAGGCCAGGGAGGGAGCAGAUGGGACAGAGAAACAGCCUGCCCCUGCAAGCGGGACAUCCGGGUCCCUCUCAGCCCCGUUGUGAGACUUACAGACUUGUCCGUGUCACACCCUCGUCUCCCUGUGCCCUCCUGGCAGCCUGCACACGCGCUGGCUCUGGCUGCCGAAGCCCAGGUGGAGGCAUCUGUCAUCCUCCCACCCACAGCAGCUCGACCCUGGGGACCUGACUCCCGGCCUGGCCCCACCCGAGCCGUGGGGGAAGUGCCUUCCUGUCACAGGGCCAGCACGCGUGCCCUGGGGUGGGCAGGUGAGCACUCCACGCUGCCGCCAGCCCGGGCUCCUUCCCAGCUGGGCUCACCGCUGUGCUGAGCCCACCUGGCGCUGCCGUGGUCUCCUCGUGUCCCCUCCCAGCCCAGGCCCUGCCCCGUCAGCCUUCGCCACCGCCACACUGCAGCCCUGGGAAGGACAGCACACCGGGACAGGCUCACCUCGCUCCUGCCUCCGGAGGUUCACACUGAUGUCACACUCCAUGUGUCCAUCUCGUCUGUUUCAUUCAGCCGGGAGCCCCAGACCGGGCCAGUUCUCAGAUCAAAGAAGGCACCAUGCUGACAGGCAGGACCCAGGGAGUUCCCAGGUUGGACAGUGAAGCCUGCGCUCAGAUGGAUCAGUGACCCAAGGCAGGGUGGCCCAUGUGUCCGUCCUGCAGGGGACAGAAGCAGCAGGAGGGACCCACGUGCUCUGGCCACUUCCACCAGUAGCAGCAGGUGGCAGGUGCACACUCGGCAUUCAGGGAGCCCAGCCCGGGCACCUCCUCCAUCCUGCUGUGACGUUCCCAGCAGCCAGCCGCUCCUUCCGUUUAUGUCCUCUCUGCCUCUCUGCACCUCUUCCUGGUGUCCAGUGUCCCAAGAGAGUCAUGUGAAGAGGGGGCCCGGCUGCCCCGACACUCCGAUCUACUCAGAGGCCCCACUGGUUCCUGGAGGCCGCAGCAGUGAGGCCUGGAUGGGCUUCCGGCUCCACUGUACCCCACUGAUGGAGGACAGGAAGGGCUGGGCGGGUCUCCAGGCCACUGGCAGAGCCACCAAGAGUCCACCAUGGCCCUGGUCUGCGCUUCUGCCAGACACGGGAGCAGCUUAGUGGCACCCCUCAGCCACCCCUGAAAAUGUGUUUACAGGCUGAGGGGUGAGCGUGAGGGUGUGGGCCUUGGGAGUCCCAUUGGGAAGUGGUGGUAGAGUUCACCCCUCACCCCAAAGACAGACGUGAAGUCUCCUUCAGAAGGUCAAGGCCACUGUGGUCAGAAGCCCAGUAGCGUCAGAAGGAAAAGAAGAAAAACCAAAUGUUGCUGAGGCCCCGGUGGAGGGCCUGAGCCCAGGCUUCCCCUGCCUGUGCCUGUGCCUUGUGACACGCUGACGGUGCCGUAGCCGCCAGCCAGGGCUCUCCUGCUCAAUAGCUUUCUCCCUGGCUCAUGGGAGUGACUUCUUUCUAAACUCCAUGGGAUAUAAAAUCGGCCUGUUGAUUCUUUGGCCUACCUCUCCCUUUUGCUGAGUUAAUGUUCGUGGUUCUGUGUUCCUCAGAUAUGUAUGCCUGUUAGGGUGUGUGAGACUGGCCCCAUGUGCGUGUGUGUGUGAACGCGUGUGUCUCCUGGCAGGCUGACCUAGGCAUGAGUUUGUGUGUUCGAGAUAGAGGUCGAUUCAUUUCUCUUGGUGCUCGCGAUUGCUGUGGUGGUGGGAGCCGUGCUGUCUCCCCACUCACCUUCGUUUCCUGCCUGGCUUGACCUCUGUCCUGGGCCAGCGUUGGGGGACAGCUGUCCCUGUGCCAUUGACCUCCUGUGGGCGCUGACCCACAGCGUGCUCCGGGGUCCGUUUACACUCGUUUGCCCGCUCCCAUGCCUGAAAUGGGCGCCGCCUCUCAGGUGGCAAGAACAGGGCCUGAGAAGAGCAGAGCCGCCCGCAGAGCUCUCGGAGAGCAGAUCAGAGUUUCUGUGAAAUCUGGGGGCCACCAGUGCCGGAGCUCUUUCACGAUGAGUGGGCGGCGGGGUGGGGCGGGCUGCGGCCCAGGGCCUUCCUGAGGGGUGGCAGCAGCCCGGGGUCCCCUGAGGAGGCCACCGCAGCCCUGUGGUUUUUCAAGCAGCGCAGCCUCAGGUGUCAGUGCUGACGGCACCCUGGGUGCUGGGCUGGGGACAGUGGGGCCCUCACCCUGCCUGCAUCCCCUGCACCCCCUAGGCUCUGUGCUGACAGCUUUGUGCUUCGGUCAGGAGAGGCGUCCGCCUGGUCUCAGGACGCAGCACUGGACCUGCCUUGGCCGCAGACUCCGCAGGCUCAGCCCCCUUCGCUGCUCUGAUGUGGGCAGACUUGGGUGUCCUCUCCCCACUACGUCCCCUUCUUUCGGGGUAUCUGUGCCUCAGCCAAGGCCUCCCCUCCUUCCCAGUGCCUUUCCCGGGACAGUGGUGCCCCGGAGCCCUGGCAGAGCUCACGCUGCAUAAAGCAUUUGCUGGUGGCCUUGCCGGGGCGCACUGGUGUGGGCAGCGGCUCGGACGCUGUGCCCUGAGGGUUGCGGCUUUGGCUUUGACCCCCUGCUGCCUUGCAGAAUUUCACAGGAUGCUCAGCACAUGCUGGCGAGUGUGAGGGGAGCAGGGACAUCAAGGCCGCCGUGGGCAGCUUGGACACGCAGCGGUGGCUCUGACGCUGGCCCUCGUAGUAGGCACUAUGGUCACGGCCUCCGCAGGUGCACAGCAGAUGGCAGAUGCCAGGGACGCAGGAGAGGCCUCAGGACACAGGAGAGGCCUCGGGACACAGGAGAGGCCUCAGGACACAGCCCCGUCUCCCUGUUCCCUCCAGGGCCGGGUGUGCCGCACCUCCAUGCUUGUCUGUCUCAGGAAACCGGCAUUGGAGAAAGAAAAGGGAACUUUUCACAUUGAAUGUUGACUCACUCGUAUGUAUGCACAGGCCCAAGCCUGUGUGUGUUCAUGGAGUUUUAUUUUUAUAAAGUUCUUUGCCACUUACUCAGCAGAAUCCACCACCAUCUCUCUGUCAGCCUGGGUCCGCCGGCCAGGGAAAGCGGACUUGGCUGGUUCAUGCCGCCACAGCCGCCAGGCGUGUUCCCCUCGGGGGCAGCUUUGUGGACAUGGCUGGUUUUCCUGUUGUGAGCCUUGGUGGCUGGGGCUCCUUUGGUGACACCUAGGGGGUCUUCAGUGACCCGAGGCCCCCCGGCAUGCAUCACCCAGCGUGGCUCCCUCACACUGCUGUCGGGAAGCGGGUUGGCACCAGCUGCACUCAACACUACAAUGCAUUUUCCAAACUAUGUUUGCAUCCAAGACAAUAAAAAUCUUAUUUUUUGGAAAA
This is a messenger RNA of Heterocephalus glaber (naked mole-rat), 6566 nucleotides long. The record is from RefSeq and is a predicted model, not a curated record. NCBI's taxonomy places the organism in Eukaryota, Metazoa, Chordata, Mammalia, Rodentia, Bathyergidae.